This is a messenger RNA of Rhododendron vialii, 661 nucleotides long. RefSeq names its product mini zinc finger protein 2-like. The record is from RefSeq and is a predicted model, not a curated record. Gene Ontology annotation, biological process: regulation of developmental process; regulation of DNA-templated transcription. NCBI's taxonomy places the organism in Eukaryota, Viridiplantae, Streptophyta, Magnoliopsida, Ericales, Ericaceae. The transcript has a single exon. Gene Ontology annotation, molecular function: DNA-binding transcription factor activity; transcription cis-regulatory region binding. Bases 243 to 515 code for a protein of 90 amino acids. Gene Ontology annotation, cellular component: nucleus.
ACUAUAACAAGGGCACUCAUGGAAUUUUUUAAUGGAAGCUAUGGUAGUUCGAUAUCAUAACACUAGCUAGUAUAAAAAAGAUGCUAGGGUUAGGAUAAGGGUUGUCAAAGCUGCCUUUUUCUUCAAGUUCUCAAAACAGCCCAGCUUCUUGAUAGUACUGGAUAACUGCUUCUGCCGAGAGAGAGAGAGAGAGAGAGAGAGAGGAGAAGAAGAAGAAGAAGAAUUAGGGUUACAAAAAAAGCAUGAAGAAGCGCGUCGUAAGAAGGGAAGGAGGACCGAAUAGAAGGUCCAGCAGUUCUUCUUCUCCAGUUGUUCGGAGCGUACGACACGCAGAGUGCCAGAAAAAUCACGCAGCGAAUAUCGGAGGGUACGCUGUGGAUGGGUGCAGGGAGUUCAUGCCUAGCGGAGAGGAGGGGACAAACGGCGCACUUUUGUGCGCCGCUUGCGGCUGCCACCGGAAUUUCCACAGGAGGGAAGUUGAAAAUGAGGUAGUUUGUGAGUCUUCUUGUUCUUGACCUCCACUCAAAUGGGGUAUAUGGUGUGCAAUCAGAUUUCAAGAAGUGUGUGACUGAUGUGUGACAUGAAUCGAUCAUACUAGUCAGUUUAGUCUAUAAAUCAAGAAUUUUUAUCAGGUGGAGUGUGGACCCUAUCCAAGAUGAAA